AUGCCUGAAUGCAAAGUGAAAAUAUUUGUUAAAGCUCGUUUUGAUGUUAUUUGGGAUAAUUUAAUUGACAAAAUUUAUCAUCCGAAAAAAUAUCUCGACGAAAUUCGAAGUGUUGAAAUUGUAGAAAAUGAACCUGAUCAUGUUUUAAGAAUUGUUCGAUUUCACGAUUCAACAUGGCAGGAAUUAAAAGAAUUAAUUGUUUAUGAUAAAUCAAGUGGAAUUAUUGUCUAUCGAUUAGUUGAUCAUCCAUCAUUUGAAGGAGAAACAAUUAAUAUUUGUAGAACAACGAAUGAAAUUUAUCAUUCAGAAUUAGAAUUUGAAAUCAAUUGGAAACUUAAAGAUUCAAAUCAAUUCGAAUCAGAACAUGACAAAGAAAUUUCACAUAAUAAAUUACAAACUGCUAUUCAACAAAUGAAAGCGAUUUGCGAAGAAGCUGAAUUGGUUCACAAUUAA
Molecule: messenger RNA, 453 nt
Organism: Adineta ricciae
Lineage: Eukaryota; Metazoa; Rotifera; Eurotatoria; Adinetida; Adinetidae
Source: the annotation of a GenBank genome assembly